GGAAAUUGGUGGAGAGCAGAUCUUGCACUUGCUCGUCCCGCCGGACCAAUCUUUACGAGCGGGCCACUGAGAGGCGAGAAGGACAAGCAGGACCCAUCAAAUGGGCACAGGCCCACCGCUCUGCUAUUUGGGGCUGAGGACUCGACCCCUGCUUUCGAUGAAAUCUGGCAAGGCUUAGGGGGACUUCGACACGCUGGACCGCCGUCCGCCGACUGACCCAUGCUAACCGCUCAGCUUUUCGCGAUCACCUCGCUACUCUAGGCCUAGUCUUUUCCCACCCACGCCCCGCGAUCAGCCCCAUGCUGGUUGCUGACACACGCCCUCAGUCUAGUGAUUUCUCCUGUGUAGCCUGUUCGGACACACCCACCGCCAAUGUGCUUGUUGAGGUUUUGUUCUGGGUCAAUGUGAGGGAACGGGCUUUGAUCUGCAGUACAACAUGAGUAUGCGUAUGGCACAGUUCACAAUGCAUCAGCACCACCCCAUUUCCCCUUAACAUCUCGCUUCUGAUCCUUUUUUGCCCUACCACAGCUUAUCGGAUGACGGACAAGCCGGCAGCCGUCUGGAUGAGGUUCGAGGUGGGGGCCCGUUUUCAGCUUCUCGCCGAGGUGCCCAUCCACUGGACGAUCUUAUACGAUGGCAGCCAGGGGCGUUUUUUUUUCUCCCUCCCGUCAUCUCCCCCUGCUUACCGCACCCGGGCCCUGGCUCGCGGGGUGGAGGUUAUCUUGCCAGGUUCCUAUCGACGACUGCCUGGUCGCAUAUCGCGCUGAUCCGUCGUCUUUCCACCCCUCUGCACCACCCUCACUUCUUUGCUGUGCCGCACCCAUUCUGCGGCCCUUGUGCACCCAAGACCUGCCACUUUUCUUCGACCUGUUCCCUCGUUUCUGAUCCAUCUUGACUCCAGUGCGCCACUACUUUGUGUUGUUAUCUCGCCGCCCUCGCCGAGCUGGCCGACACAUCUCGGCUGUCCUUUCCUUCACAACGCCUUAAAGGUCUAGUGCGAUAGUUCAUGUCUGUUGGCGCGUAGCGCCUAGCCUGUUUCCUUUAUCCAUCCUAAGGGGUAACGAUACGCUCCUAACGACAUCCACGAGUUGGGGUACCGACCUCGGGGUUCGCGUCGAGAUGGUUUCCCUCGCCGGGCGCCCUGCCAGGGCGCUCCCAUCAUCCAUGCUCAUCCUCUGCCUGGCGGUGCAGUCUUGCUCGGCCACCAUGGCGGCCUGGUGGACCGAUCUUGGUGCCCAGGUGAUAAAGCAAAACGAGACGACGGGUGCCAUCAUGUACAGCUUCUGCAACAGCAGUGGCACGCCUGUAUUUCCAGUUGACCCGCCAAACACGCUGUCGCUCGCCUUUGAGCCACGGAACGGCACCGCGUUGACUGGAAGGGGCUGGUGGGAUAGCAGCAAGACGGUGGCCUCAAUUUUCUACCAGAACAAGGAUGGUGGUAUUGUGAACACCUUCCACGAGUGCAAUCACAAGACGGGCAAGUUCAACAAGCUCAACGACCGCAUUAUAUCCGACGACAAACCACCGGUGCACAGCACCACGGGAAUCGCCUCUGUCCUCCUCGGCGAGACGGACGGGUACCGUGUCUACUAUCACGAUACCAACAAGACUAUCCAGUCGAUUGGAUACGACCCUGUAGCAAACAGCUUCUAUCAUGCCGGCGUCGUGUCGCGAGAUACCACGUCGGGCUUUGCUCUUGGGGCUCAGUUCCAGGAAAAGACUCGCAACAUCACGAUGGCCUAUCCCAGAGACAGCGCAAACAUAGGAGUGGCGCGCACCAACUCGGACGGUAGAUACUGGCUAGCGACUACGCCACGCCCGCUGGCUCUGGGGAUCAACGUGACAGCCAACACGAAUCUUACCAACACGACCAACAUCCAGACAGAUGCCCAGUCCGCCACAAACUUCUCGCUCCCAGCCUGGACGGGCAAUCCCAAGUCCCUGGAGGUCGCCAUCGACAAGGCUAUAACUCGCAGCAUCUUCUACAUCGGCAGCGACCGCGCCCUGCACCAGGUCGGCAACAUCAACUGGGUCUGGCGGCUAAUGAACACGAACCUGUCGACCAGCCUGUGGCCGCUCGCGGACGAGCCGAACGCCGAGUUCGCCCUUGCAUCGCACCAGCCGACGUCCGUCAUACGUAUCUACUACAUGGUCAACAAGGUGCUGACCGAGAUCAAGUUGGAUACGGACGGCCUCUGGAAGCCGGCCGCGGCCCUGCCAGUCGUCUCGGCCAACGGGUCGCGGCCGCCCACGGACCCGAACAGCAGCCCCGCCGACCCCGGCCAGUCGGGCGUGCCGGACCAACACGACGGCGGCUCCGGACAGCUGUCCCUCGGCGCCAAGGCCGGGAUCGGCGUGGGCGUGGCGGUGGGCGUCCUGGCCAUCAUGGGCGUCGUCCUCGUCAUCUGCAUUAUGAAGCGCAAGAAGAGGGCGCAGGCCGAGGCAGAGGCCGAGGCUAAGGCGCAGGCCGAGGACGAGGAGCGGCAGAAGACGGCGCUCGCGGCGCAGCACCAGCAGCACCAGCAGCAGUACUACUACGGGCACGGCGGCUCGCCGCCGCCGCAGCCCGCGACGCCCUUCUCGGACGGCACCGGCAGCAUGUGGGGCGGCUAUGACAAGAAGCCGAUGGGCGGCGGCGCGGGCAGCCCGCCGCCGGCGAUGCCGCCGCAGGAGCUGCACUCGGUGGCGUCGGCGCACGAGCUCGCCGACCCGCGCUACACGACGCACGAGCUGCCCGACCAGAGGCCCACGCUCGAGAUGGACGGCCACGGGGCGGCCGGGCCUGAGAGCCAGGCGCUGAUGCACCAGGGGCAGCCCAGCUAUCACAAGCCAUGAUCGCGUCGCUGAGGGUGUGCCUGCAGGGGGGAAUGUUUACCCAAGCUUUGCGGGCCGUCAGAGGUUGUGUUGGGCUGUGCUUCUACUGCCGGUGGUGUUCGGUGUUGUACCAAAAUUAUAGUCUUGAAUUCCUGUAAUAUCUUGAUGACGGCUCUACUUCUUCGGCUACCGGAUUCCAGUUCUCAAAGUUGGUCGCAUGUGUCAGUUUUAUAUCACUGGUGGUUGUAGACUUGCGACUCUUUAAACUACCUCCCUUCAUAAUGUCAAGGACUAUGGCUUGUCUGGUAAGCAAGUAUCGAUAUGAGGUAGGUAGGUUCGG
Messenger RNA from Gaeumannomyces tritici R3-111a-1, 3154 nucleotides. RefSeq lists its product as hypothetical. The record is from RefSeq and is a predicted model, not a curated record. Bases 1120 to 2835 code for a protein of 571 amino acids. The transcript is spliced from 3 exons. NCBI's taxonomy places the organism in Eukaryota, Fungi, Ascomycota, Sordariomycetes, Magnaporthales, Magnaporthaceae.